CACACAUACAUAUGUAUAUGAAACAUGAAAAGCUACUCAUUACCUGUAAGGUAAACAAUCAGAGCAAAGCUUUCGGAAACCUACCACAGAAAGGUUUAUUGUGAUAAGAGCCAAUCGGCUGCGUCGCGUUUUAUGAAAUUGACAGAAAAUUUGUCAUAGCUCAGUCAUCGAUACAGUCAUUAUGGAACGCGUCUAUCCCAGACAGCCGCUGGAGCAGCCCAAAGAUGUGAGUGGACUGGUGCAGGAGACGCAUCCAGAGCACCAGAAACUGUUGGCACCGCCCACCUACGAUCAGGCGACGGGCACAGCAACGGCCACGCCCGCAUUGACAACGGGACCAGCACCCACGCCGGCACCGCCACCACCCA
Drosophila navojoa is the source of this 368-nucleotide messenger RNA. RefSeq lists its product as uncharacterized. Lineage: Eukaryota; Metazoa; Arthropoda; Insecta; Diptera; Drosophilidae. Gene Ontology annotation, molecular function: zinc ion binding. The record is from RefSeq and is a predicted model, not a curated record.